Molecule: messenger RNA, 1863 nt
Organism: Paracoccidioides lutzii Pb01
Exons: 6
Coding region: 1-1863 (620 amino acids)
Cellular component (GO): cytosol; ribonucleoprotein complex; nucleus
Molecular function (GO): mRNA 3'-UTR binding; poly(U) RNA binding; poly(A) binding
Source: RefSeq, a predicted model, not a curated record
AUGCAAGCCCAAACCUUGCAGAAGCAUACGGCUGGUGAAACUGGCCCUGUUCACGGACAGAACCACGGAGUCUAUAACCAAGAACACCAGAACCGUUACUACCAGCAGGUUUCUCAGCCUACUGUGGUCAAUGGAAAUAUGAGAGAUUCCAACAUGCAGACGAUCACCCAUGCCGUUGGCAACAUGAACUUGCAAAACCAUCGUCCUGGUGGCAAGUUUGGUGGUUUCAAAGGAAAUAUCCCUGUUCCACAUGGUGCUAACAAUGAUAUUGCUGCCAUGCAGCGCCCUCAUUACAAUGGGCAAUACCUAAUAGUGCCUAAUGGAAGUAUGUUAGGAGGUAUAUCUACUGCAAAUCAGUAUGGACAUCCCCGUAAUCAAGCUGCUGACCAAGGUACUUCAGUCCCAUAUUUGCCUACCGGAAUAUACCCGAACUUCGUGACUGGCCCUUCAGUGGUUCCUGGUUCUGUCCCAGGCUACACCUGGCCUUAUGCUAUGAAUGGGGAGGCUGCUGAUCUCUCCGGUCCUCGUCGUGAUUCAUGGUCCUCUGUCGAGGAAAACCACCCUUGUACUCCUGGAGUUGACCAGCCUGGGCAGCAAGAAUGUUAUCCUGCAGUUGCACCAAUGGAUCGUUCCCCAAUGCUGUACAAUUACAGCACACCAUCCCCGUCAGUGGUGCCGCAGCCCUACUUACCCUUUCAGAUGAUGAAGGGCGCCAACGGCUAUGUGUUGCAGGAUCUUGAUGCCUUGACUCAACAGGAUCCUCCAAUUCCUCGUGCAGUGCCUGCCAUGUGGACCAACCCCUCAGACCUGACUCUCGCAAAGUGCCUGGAGAAUAGAGAGGGGAUUACCAAUGUCUAUAUCCGUGGUUUCCUUCCUGAAACAACCGAUGAAAUGUUGCAUGCUUACGCAUCUCGGUUUGGCAAAAUUGACCGUUGCAAGGCAAUCGUUGACCUUGAAACAGGCCUCUGCAAAGGAUUCGGAUUUGUUCAGUUUUUCAGCUUUGAUGCCUGUGAAAACUGUAUUCGAGGCUUCUUUCAUCUAGGCUAUCAGGCCAGCUUUGCCCAAAAAUCUCGUAAUUCUCGACUUAAGGAUCUUGAGGAUAAGUGUUCUACUAACGUCUAUUGCACUAAUGUACCCAUCGACUGGGUGGAAGCGGAUCUUCGUCGCCAUUUUCAACCAUAUCAAGUUGUCUCCGAGAAGAUUAGCCGCGAUGAGAAAACUGGUGUCAGUAAGGAGGUUGGAUUUGCCAGAUUUGAGUCCCGCGAAGUUGCGGAGAAAGUAUUAUCUCAGUUCCACAAUGUUACCGCCAAGGAUGGAGUCAAGCUUCUCCUCCGAUUCGCAGACACUAAAGCACAGAAACAUCUUAAGAUGCAGAGUAACGAACGUCGUGCAUAUCGUGCUGGCGAAUACAAUUAUUCUGUCGAGAUGGUUAAUGGCUCUACCCCGUCACCAACCCUUCAACGUCUACAGCAGGCAGCCUCUCAUUUCAGCCCAAACUCGCAGGCAAGCUUCCCUUCUCCGUUGGGAGUUGGUCCUGUCUGGACUCCGGCAACCUCCAUUUCUCCACCUGGCCCGAUGAUAAACAAGUCUGUCAAUGGUCUUCGUCUUAACUCCUGGGCGGCACGCAGCAACGUAAAUAUGGAGAACACCCCAAGCUACCGCAGUCGCCCAUCUCUCAAUACUCAAGGCUCUUAUGGAGACAGCCUCUCCACUGGCUCUUCCAGGACUGUCAUGCCCAUUCCGCCUGGUGUGACAAAAUCUGAAAAUUCCAGCCCCCGAAAGGAGAAUUACCGUGCAGGAUCUAGUUCUCCUCUAGGUUGCCGUAGGGAAUUUAUGAUUGCUACCCCAAAGUCCUCUACUUAA